Messenger RNA from Aricia agestis (brown argus), 15805 nucleotides. RefSeq names its product protein purity of essence (gene poe). Gene Ontology annotation, molecular function: zinc ion binding; protein binding. The transcript has 97 exons. NCBI's taxonomy places the organism in Eukaryota, Metazoa, Arthropoda, Insecta, Lepidoptera, Lycaenidae. Bases 11 to 15646 code for a protein of 5211 amino acids. The record is from RefSeq and is a predicted model, not a curated record.
AUUCGUGAAAAUGGCUACCUCAGGAGGAAAUAUCGAAUGGUCAACUACGAUAAAACCGAUUUUAACUGCGUUGUACGGCCCGUUUUUUGAGAAAAAUGAUGCCGUAGAAAUCAUUCAAGCGAUUAUCAAAAGCGAAAAUGAAUUUGUUAAUCAUGAGGAGACUUAUGAUCUGUUCUACACCUGCCUUGCGUGCUUAUCAGCACACUUUAUUAGCGUCAAUGCAAACAACUUACCAACUGAUCAGCUCACCACAGCCCGUGAUGCAUUCCGGAUUAUUCUUAGACAAAUUCUUAAGAAACUUUCAGAAACUAAUUCAAAAAAUACCACCCAAGGAGUUUCUGAAAAGGAGUUACUUCUACCAAUAAUGGGACUAUGUGGCCUUGAGAAUGGCGGAUACCAACAGUCAGAUUUGGUCAUUCUUACAUCUCUGUUGACGAUGUUGAAGGCUACCAAAGCUAUACCAAAUGCUAAUGGAGCAGAGACACUCAGCAACAAAUCUUCAGUGCUACCAAGCCCAAUAACAUCAUUAUCCUCUCAAACAACUGCAGCAGAGAAACAGGCUCCGUCCACCACACAGCGACGAUCAGACGCACUGCUGGAACAAUUGACUAUGCCUCUGAGAAACCCACUAACAUCUAUAUUGCCAGGCCAAUCUGGAUCAGGGCCGGCUAGCAAGGAUAGCCUAGAGUCCAAAGAUGGAAGCUCAUCGCAAUCGGCUUCUAUGGACAUGAAGAAAUGGAUGGCCACAACAUGCACAUCUUUGUUGAUGGAACUUGGAGCUGGUGCUACCAUUCUUAAGUUCUGCUCAUCCUUGCCGUGCUUCCAAAGAUACCUGUUGCGCUGGCAACGGGCGAAAGAGACAGCAACAUCACCACCUUUCAACACUGAGGGCUCAUUGCUUCACCUGCAUGUAAACGAGGUGCACGUGACCCAGCUAGCGCUGUCUCUGCCCUGUCUCGAGCCGUUCACGCCGGAGCGCAUCACCACACUCAGCGACAUCGCCGCCGCGUGGCUGCUCUGUGCCACUUCACAUGCUUCAAUACACCCAUCUGACGAGGAGAGCGAACAGGAGACCGCGUCGUUAGUGGAAGGAGCGCUCAGUCUGUACAACACUAUUGGAACGACGUUUAAACAAUCUACCCGUGCUGGAGGCUAUGUAUAUCAAAAUCACCUAAUGAUCGGUGCUUGGAUGCUGCUGUGUGGUCUACACCACGCGCUCGCCGGCACGCCCGUACCGACUGCGCCAGGCAAGAGUCCCGCUAAGACGCCGUCACGACCCUACAACUUGACUAAGAUGCAACAAGGUCUGGGCGCGGUGUGGGUAGCCCUUGGCGGACGCUGCCUGGCGUGGACGAGCACGCUGUUGGCGGACGGGCGAUUGGACGCGUUGGGGGCGGGGCAAACUGCGUCAGAGGCGGGGCAAACCGCAUCGGGGGCGGGGCAAACCGCGCCCGCGCCGCUCGACGUGGUGGCUCACCAUGCAGCGUUAGAGCGCGAGCUGCGAUUGGCGACAGCUGCGCCGCUGCAUCAGCUCAUGGUAGCGCUGGGAGUAGUAUGCUACCGCAAAGCGACAAAUCUGAAGCGAGCUGUAGUCCAGAAGCAACACGACAACGACCCCGACCGCUCCGACUCCACCGUCUACUUCCAAGACAUGAUACUGUGCUCCGAGGACUCGGAGACUGACGAUGACAGCGAGCCACUGUUCGGGCUGUGGUUCGAGUCGACGCUGGUCGCGCCGGACGCCGUGGAGGCGGGGCUAGCGCGGGCUCCUCCCUCCACCGCCAUGCAGCCGCCGGCGUCGCGCCCGCCCAACACUAUAGUGCCGGAUAAGGCGGAGCCGUAUUCUUACAUAACACUGGCAACGGAGGUGUUCACACUACUGUCUGAGGAGCUACUAUGCUCGAGCGCGUCACGGCUCGGCACGCCGGCGCUGCAGCUGCUGGACGCUCACCAGGCGCUGUUAGCGGCACUCGCUAAAGACCUGGAUAGGGAAACCGCACGCACUGAUACCGGCACAAUAUCGACAUGUUUCGGCGCGCGUCUCGGCUCUCUGUACGCGUCGUUCAGUUCGGCGCUGGUUCGCUACUUGCACAAUCUGAGCGGCGCGCCUGCGUUCGCCGCGUUGCAGCCUGCGUUACAGCAGCAGUUGCUGGCUGGGUCCGCCGACCGCGCCAACUUAACACCGCUUCAGGUGGGUCCUCGCGUAGUGAAGUUGCUCGGCAGCAUGGUGCUCAGCAAGCCGGCUGCGGACCGCGAGAACAGCAUCCUCGUGAUGUGGCACAAGAUCAUCAACACGCUGCAGGAGUGCGCGCUCACCGCUACACCCAGCCAGGAUCAUGAUUAUGAAGAUUUGAAUGUGGAACAUGCACAGCUUUUGGUCUACUUGUUCCAUUCCCUCACUCUAAUGCAGAAGAAAUCUGUUCUGCUGAUGACUGCAAACGCCAUUAUCAAGGUGGUAGAAACUCUCGGCAUCAACGACAGAAAGCGCGCCAUGAACCUAGCGGCUCACCAGCUGAUGUUGACGACCAGACUGAUGCUGCUGCUGGAGUACCUCAUGAAACAUCUGUACGAUGCGCCGCAGACGUUGUUACAACAGAUCGAAUGGAACCUGGUGAUCGCGCCGGGGCUCGCUCAACCGACCACCGAGACCGGCGUCAAGAACGACAACGGCCAGCUCAAGUCCCGCAUAUACUGCGAAGUGCCGUACAUAGAGCAGGCGUACAGACGCCUCUCGCAGGACGACUCGUCCAUGCGGCCCAAGUUCUACGCGCUGACUAACUCGGAGAUUAAUAAUCAAGAAAACCCAAAACUCGACGGUCUAGCGUGCAACUUCGUCCUCGGCACGCCGCACAAGCUCAAGUACCCGGUGCUCGUCGACGCGCUGCUGGCGUUGCUGAACAGCGCCGCGGUGUGCGACGCGACGCCGGCACACACGCCCCCGCCGCCGCUGCGGGCGGCUGCGCAUUACUGCUUCCAGACCGCGUGGAGGUUGGUAAUAAGUAUGCCGCCGGCCACGCCGCACAUGGACAAGUUACAAGCGGGCACGGCGGCGGAACUGCCGUCGCCGCUGCCGCUGCACGCCAUCAUUUGGGCGCCGCGCGCUGACAACAAGAAAGUGUUCAACCCCUGGCUGAAAGACGCGCUCGUCAAGCAGGGAAUGUAUACGCAGUAUGCUGAAAAUUUGCUGUCUGGUGUGAGCACUUCGUGCGACAAUAUUGAAUACAUUGCUUGGUUAGCGUCUGAAACGAUUAAGCAUUUGAAGGAAAACAUUACACCAAGCGGACUUCCAUCCUUAUUGGACGUGAUUUCGUGCGACUCCGCUUUUGUGAAGCUAAAGAGUUGCUUAGUGAAUAUCGAGGGACAUGCGUUCAUACCGAACUUGUUGAAUCUACUGGAAACAAUACUGGAUUGCUGUCGAUUAAGCGCGAACCUAGAGCUGGAGAGUCUAUCGGAGGGUAGCUACACGGAUACGGAGCGUGCGGUGUGGGCGGCGCGGCUCAGCGUGUGCGGCGCGUCCGGCCCCGGCGUGCCGACGCUCGCGGCCACGCUGAAAGACCAGGUGCCGAGCAACGUGGGCGCCGUGCUCAAGACGUACUCCGGACAGCCGCCGCUCGCUGAUAUGAAUAUUUCGUUCUAUGAAUCACACAUCAUACCAUCAGAGAGCUUUGUGCUGAACGUGGUCUCGUCGCACUGCGAACUGAUGACGAGCAACAGCAAGUACUCCAUCGGAACAUCACUAAUGAUGCUGGCCUACUCCACUGCUAAGCUGCUAGAAGUGGGUGCGAGCAAGAUAGCAGAUAACCCCGCACUGACCAAGAGAACAUUGGAGCUUAUUGUGCCGGCUUUGACGGACGGUCGUUUGGAAUUCCUGUCGGAGCCGCUGCACGCAACGCUUAACGCUCUGGUGACGCAGCCCGUCAGAGCGGAGCAGUUGCUUCAUGAACACAUACUCAAAACUACGUACGCUGUACUCGUGGACACGCUGCUACCAUCCACUGAGAAGACUUUGUGGUGCAUGGUAAAAUAUUGGGAGAAAGUAUUGGAUCGGCCCGCUGGACGUCUUGCGUACGAGAGCGUGUUCGCUGACAACUCGGGCUACUCGCUCGGCAAGAUACUGCUUUACGCUCCUAACACAAGAAAUCCCUACACGGAUAGAGUAAUAAAACUUUUCAUCAAGAUUUUUAACGGUUGCGAGAGCUCAGAGCUCAGUAGCGCUCUCUGCAUUUCAAUCUGCAAAUUUAUGGGUGUGGCUGACCAACAGAAACUUACCAACUUCUUAUCACACAUCUGUUUGAUAUCGCCAGCAGGCGGUAGUGGCGUGGUUAGUGGCAGUCCAGUAGAAACGGAGCUAUGUACGCCGACGUCUGCUGAAGGCAGCUCGGGCGGCGCAGCCAUGGCGCUCCGCAUCGCGAUACGCGGCGCGUUCCGUACCGACGACGCUAAUAGAAACGACCAAGAUCUACCUGUGUUCGAUGCACCAGUUCCAGCACCCAGACCACAGCUAGAAACAGCUCAACAAUCCGCAAACUCAGGUGUGCGGCGUAAAUUUAAACGUCAUUGUAUAGAGACAUGCAGCUGGUCUGAAGGUAGCAAGGAGAGCGGUGCGGCUGCGGCCACGGCCGAGGUGGUCACGCCCACUACGGAGAACGCCAACGACAACGCUACACUGCUGACGCUGUUGUGCAAGCACAUCGUGCAGCAUUGUGACAACUCAGUGAGCUCGCGAACGCUGAGCGCACUAGUGGGCGUGUGCGGUGCGGGCGGGGACGCUGCGCCUGCGCUGCUCCGUGAGUUGUGUCGACUCGCUGACGCGCACUCCGGUGUAGAUCACCGCAUACUGUUCCCCGCUGCUGUUAACUGGCUGUCUGCCUGUGUCGACAACCUGAGCAGCCAAGAGAUACUGGAGAAGCUGGAGGAGGGGCAAGUGGACGGCGCGCUCACACCGCAGAUCGAGUCCGCCUGCGUGUUGCUGUCGUACCUCGCGGACGCGCUGCACGCUAUUGGCACGCCGCAACCGCAUACAUGGCGCUCUGUCAGUCCCACGUGGGAGUCGCCCUCUGAUCUUGGAUUCGAUUUGGACUACACGGAUGAACAACAGGAUGAUGAUGAUACUAGCGCUGAUGAUUCCGAUGAAGAUGCAAUGCUUCAAUACAAGCUCUGCACGUUCACGGUGACACAACGCGAGUUCAUGAACCAGCACUGGUACCACUGUCACACGUGCAAGAUGGUGGACGGCGUGGGCGUGUGCACGGUGUGCGCGCGCGUCUGUCACCGCGGCCACGACGUGUCGUACGCCAAGUUCGGCAACUUCUUCUGCGACUGCGGCGCGAAGCCUGAUUCAAGCUGUCAAGCGCUAGUGAAGCGUUCCGUGACGCUGGGCGGCAAGGGUACGGGCGAGGAGAACACGCCGGCGCCGUCUCUGCGCCGUCGCCCGUCAAGCCCAGCCCCACCCACGCUGCUGGCCCCGCCCCGCAGACCUGUUUUGGCGCAAAACAUACAAGGCUGUCGCCAAUUCCUCCUAUCUUGGAGCGGCUGGGCGGGCUGCGUGGACCGCGUACGCAAGCUGCUCUGUGCGUUGGGCGGAGCUGCGCGCGUGGCGGCGGAGCGCGGUGCGGCAGUCGGUGCGCACGGACGCGCUCAGCGUGCGUUAGCGCAACUGCAUCUUGGCGAGAAACGAUUCACGCAUACGGAUGAUCUGAUGCUGGCUACACUUGGUUCGCAAGAGGGUGCGUUCGAGAACGUUCGCAUGUCGUACACGGGAGAAAACGGACAGACAAUCCGUCAACUGAUUUCGGCGCACAAGCUGCGCCGCGUCGCCAUGUGCUGUCUCGCUUCCCCGCACGGCCGCAGGCAGCACCUAGCAGUCUCGCUCGAGAAAGGAAAAAUUACCGUACUACAACUGUCAACGCUGCUCAAGCAAACUGACUCAACAAAACACAAGCUGACGCUGUCUAGACUCUCGUCAGCGCCCAUACCGUUCACCGUUCUCAGUCUGAGCGGCAAUCCGUGGAACGAAGAUCUACUAGCUGUGUGCGGACUGAAAGAGUGUCAUGUCCUAACAUUCAACAGUGGCGGCGCAGUAGCUGAUCAUCUAGUACUCUACACCGGACUAGAGGCGAACAACUAUAUAAUCAAGGCGAUCUGGCUCCCCGGCUCGCAGACGCAACUCGCUCUCGUCACAUCAGACUUCGUCAAGAUAUUCGACUUAAGCAAGGACCUGAAUAACCCUAUGCACCACUUCCUAGUUCCCAGUGGGAAGGUUCGAGACGUUACAUUCGUGAAUCAAGAGGGCACGAUGCAUAUGCUCUGCAUGAGUUCCGCUGGACACAUCUACUGGCAACCCAUGAGCGAGGAGUCGCGAGCCACUUUGGGUACCUUCUACGUCACCAAUACUCUUGAAGUACUUCACCCGGAGAUUCAGGACGUGGCUGGCCUAGUCGGUGGAGGCGGAGUGUCUAUCUACUACUCUCACACCUUGAAAAUGUUGUUCUUCUCGUACGCACAAGGCAAGAGUUUUCUGGCACCACUUAACACUGUUGAGGAUAGUGUUAAAGGUACAGCAAUGAUAUCGCUGUCGACGGUGCCGGUCGCCAAGGAAGGUGGGCGUGGCAAGGGCAGCGGCGCGCAGUCGCUCUGCCAGUGGGCGGAGGUGGCUGCGCAUCCGGGACUCGUUACUGCGCUUACGCAGGCCUCCAACACGCCCGUCGUGCUCAUGUUGACGCCCACUAACAUUUACGUGCAGGAGAUUAAGGUGGUGCCAGCAAAAGCUAAGAUCACAGACAUGGUAGCCGUGCGUCACUGGUGCGGCGGCGAGCAGAAGAGUACUCUCAUACUGCUGUGCGAGGACGGCAGCCUGCGUAUGUACUGCGCGAGCCCCGAUGCGACUGGCUAUUGGCUGUCGCCCGCCAUACAGCCCGUGCACGCACCGCGGCGCCGCACGCGCACGUCGCACCUGACGCCGCACGCUCGUAAACAGCAACAGGCUGUCACAAAGUCUACUACGAACGGAGCAACACAAUUCCCGAUUGACUUCUUCGAGCACUGUGUCGCGAUGAGCGAUAUUGAAUUCGGUGGGAACGACUUGCUGCAAGUCUACAAUACAGGACAAAUCAAACACAGGCUGAAUACCACAGGUCUCUACGUGGUGUCGACUAAAAUGAGUGGAUUUACAAUGGAGGUGUCCAACUCUGAUCCCAAUAUGGUUAUUUGUGGUAUUCGCGUCUUGUUGGGAAGCCAAGACAUCGCUCGCACUCCGGUCUACGUCGAGGUAUAUGGAAGAUCAAUUCAGACUAUUGUGGUGCGAAGCCGCUGGUUCGAUAUACCACUUACCCGCGAGGAGUCUCUGCAAUCAGACAAAAAGCUAGUGAUCACUUUCGGCCCGUCACAAGAUCCGGAUGGUGUCACCAUGAUAGAUUCUGUUAAAGUUUAUGGCAAAAAUAAAGAGCAAUUCGGCUGGCCGGAAGAAAACGAAGAUCCAUCCGCUUGCCCAUCUACAAGCAAAGUCGCUCAGGAGUCCGACGGCGGAGCGGGUGCCUGGCGUCCGAGCUCACUCGAACGUGUUGCCUGUGCGGCACUUGAGGCGCUCGAGCUAAGCGCGAGUGCGACAGUCGCGGGCGCAGGUGCCGGCGCGGAGGCGGGAGCGGACGCGGCACGCAAACUGCUGUGCGCGCCCGCGUCUGCGCACUUACAUGCGCGUGCGCAGUGCCUGCUGCGAGCGCUGUAUCAAAACCAGUAUCAUCAGCAUAAGGACAAAGCUAUACUGGACUACGUCAGCACAUCCCUGCUCGAGCUGCGCGACACGGCCGACGCCCGCAACAUCGACCCCGAGGCGUACUUCCGCCUGGUGCUGCUGGCGCGGGGCGUGGCCGUCGCCAGGCCACAGCAUCUCGUCAAGUACAGCGCCCCCACGCCGGCUAAACCCACUGAUGGCGACUGGACGACCCUAUGGCGGGAAUCGGGUGAUGCGUCAUCGCCUCACCUUGUCGCUCUACUUGCGGGCGUGCUGUGGAAGCUAGCAGCAUGUCGUGCGGCGGCGGUGGCGGGCGGUGCGGGCGGCGUGCUCACUUACGGGCUGCGGCACGUGGAGCAUACGCUACACGCGCUUGCAGACACUGUGCACGCGUUCCAGCUGCACGCUGAUAGUGAAAUGAUCGACUUCGGAAACCAAAUAUACCUGUCGCUCCUUUUGGCUGAGGACCAGACUAUCAGUUUCGGUGCCAAGUCGGCGCUCAUGCGUGUCCUACGGCCGCGAGUGAAGAGGCGGCGCGUAUACAUACCUUCCCCACCGAAUACUCCAGGCGCUGCGGCGGCUCAGCCCGCAGCUGCGAUCACGGAGGCGGUGACGUCAGAGGCGGAGCUAGCGGCACGCGACGAUCAACAGGACCAUCAGUUUAUGGACGUGGACGACGCCCUCGAACCCAUGCUGUUGGCGCCCGAUGGAGGCUUAGAAGCUCUACUCGACAUACCAGCUGACGCGGACGACGAGACGAUGGUGGAGCUGGCGAUAGCUCUGUCACUACAGGAGCAGGGCCGGCGCGCGCCCGCUCCCGCGCCCCCCGUGCCCGCACCCUCCGCCCCCGCCGACGCCGACACUGCGGAUCACGCUGAUGCCGCGUCGCCUACUGGAUCGGACGACGAAGGCAGCACAGCGGCGACUGACGGCAGCACUUUACGCACGUCGCCCGCGGAUCCGGCCGGCUCGGCCGCGUCCGACAGCGGCGGAUCCGGCGCCGACAGCAUCGGCGGAGCGUCCGGACGGAGCAGCGCUUACGGCGACAUCGCGGUAGCCUCUGGCUCUAUGGCCAACACUACCAUAGACGAUGCACCUCUGGCUGUCGCAGCGGGUCCAUCGAGUUCUUCCCAGCCAGUGGCAUCGACCUCUCGCGUCGUCGAAGUUGAGAAUGAAGCUAGGAAGUUGCACGCACUGCGUCUCUCGCUACUCUCGGCGGCGCUCGACGCAUUGCCGACCCUCAGGACACUGCCCGGUGUUAGAGCCAUACCGUUUGUUCAGGUGAUCCUUAUGUUAGCUGGAGAUCUCGACUCGAGCGUAGAAGGUGACAGAGUUGUACUGGAGCGUCUACUCGACGCCCUCGUGUCAGAACUGGGAAUGAAGGCCGAUGACGCUACCGGUGAGGAGCAAGCGGAGAGGCGCGAGUUGCAGCUGGCUAUAAUGCGCUUGGAGUUGCUAGUGUCGGAGUUGGACGCUCAGGGCGAGCGCGUGACUGGCGAGCGUGUAGCCCCGCCCGUUCACGAGCGUACUAACCGCCGUGAACUGCAGCUUGUCAUCAUGCGUGUGCUGAGCGUCCUCAUGGCACGCUGGAAGACGUGCGGCGCUAGUGGUGCGGGCGCGGCGCGGGCUGAAGUGGGUGGGGCGGCGUGCGCGGCGCAUGUGUCUCGACUCGCGGCCGCCGCCCUUGUGCGUGCGGGCGCGCCGGAACACUUCUAUGGCGUCCUUGCCGCUAUGCUUCCGUAUUGGAAGGAGCAUGCGCCAACAUCAUCUAGCUCUACACCCGGACAACAAACUCUGUUGAAGCCACAACCGCCGCAGCCACUGCCUGAUAUGCAACCGUUCUUUGUCAAAGAAUAUGUUAAGAGUCACGCGCUCGACGUGUUCGACAACUACCCGCAACUGCUGAUGGAGAUGGCGCUGCGGCUGCCGUGCCAGAUCCACAAGCACUGCGACCCCGCCCACUUCGACGCGCGCUGGCGCACGCUGCUGUGCGAGUACAUGAUGAACCAGCAGACACCGCUCAGGAAACAAGUACGCAAGCUCCUGCUACUUCUGUGCGGCACGCGCGAACGCUACCGCCAACUGCGCGACGUGCACGCACUCGACACGCACCUUAACGCCGCCAAGGCGCUGCUAGGCACUGACCCGGCCUACGAUAAGCUUGUAAAACUCAUGGACCAUCUUAAGGCGUGCGCGGAGAUCGUGAGCGCUCGCACGGGCAACUGGCAGGUGGCGUGCCUGUCGGAGCGCCGCGAUACUCUGGCGUGGCUGGUGCGGUGCGCGCGCCGCCUGCACCCGCACGUCGCGCCAACGCUGCUCCAACUGCUGCAAGCUGCGUUGUGCGCCCCCGCUGCGAGUGCCGCGGCCGCGCCUGCGCAACCCGCACAACCUGCUAAGGGUUCAAGCGAUUGGAGCGAACGCGAACGCAGCGCGGACAGUGACGUGGUGUCGGACGGCUCCAAGUUCCAGGAGUCACGAGUGCCGCAGCUCGUGCAGCAGAUAUUGAAACAGGUGCCACAAGAAGAACUGAAACUCUUCGUAAAGGCAUUCCUCCUUGAGACGAAUUCUACAGCUGUACGCUGGCAGGCCCACGCCUUGCUUCUGGCUAUUUACAACAACUCGUCGCAAUCAGACCAAUCGUCGCUCGUGUCACUGCUAUGGGGUCUGUGGCCGUCGCUGCCGCAGUAUGGACGCAAGGCGGCGCAGUUUGUGGACCUACUCGGAUACUUCACACUCAAGACACCUAAUAUUGAUACUGAGAAAUACAUAGGCAGUGCAGUGGAACUACUCCGCAAUCAGAACGCGGUGCUCUCGUCGCACGGCAACGCCGCGCUGUACGCCGCGUUAGGCGCCUUCGUCGAGCUCGACGGAUACUAUCUCGAAUCCGAGCCGUGCCUCGUCUGCAACAACCCUGAACUACCCAUGGCGACCAUCAAACUGCCUACUAUCAAGAUCGACUCGAAAUUCACUACCACGACACAGAUAGUGAAGCUGGUGAGCAGUCACACGAUAUCUCGCAUCUCGCUCCGCAUCGGCGACAUCAAGCGCAGCAAGAUGGUGCGCACCAUCAACUUCUAUUACAACAACCGCACCGUCCAGGCCGUGCAGGAGCUGAAGAAUAAACCUGGCAUGUGGCACAAGGCGAAGCGCGUGCAGCUGCAGUCGGGCCAGUCUGAAGUCCGCGUGGACUUCCCGCUGCCGAUCGUCGCGUGCAACCUCAUGAUGGAGUACGCUGACUUCUACGAGAACCAGCAGGCCACCGGUGAAUCUCUGCAAUGUCCUCGCUGCUCUCAGUCCGUGCCGGCGAACCCCGGAGUGUGCGCCAACUGCGGGGAGAAUGUGUUCCAAUGCCACAAGUGCCGCGCCAUAAACUACGACGAGAAGGAUCCGUUCCUGUGUCACGCGUGCGGUUUCUGCAAGUACGCCAAGUUCGAGUACACGCUGACGGCUCGGCCGUGCUGCGCCGUCGAUACGAUAGAGAGCGACGACGAACGCAAGAAGACCGUACACACUAUCGGUGCGUUACUGGACAAGGCCGACCGCGUUUAUAGGCAGCUGAUUGCCAAUAAACCUGUGUUGGAGUCCCUGGUGCACAAGAUAAGCGAGCAUCGCGUGGAGCGCGCGGACGAAAACAGCAACCCGCCCGGCUUCGGCGCGGCGCAGAUCAACCGCGUCAUACAGACGCUUGCGCACAAAUACUGCGUCGAAAGCAAAAGCCACUUCGAGGAUCUUUCCAAGAUCAUACAGAAGGUGCUGGCGUGCAGAAAAGAGUUGGUAGCAUAUGAUAGAUCCCAGAGUGAGCAACUCAAAGGUGACACUUUGCCGGUUUAUGCUGGUCUACUCCAGAACUAUGAUGGUGAUAUUACUAAAGGUGGCGGUGCCUGCUAUGGCUGUUCGCUGGCGUGCGCUGAACAGUGCUUGACGCUGCUGCGCGCGUUGGCCUCGCAACAUGAGCACCGGGCACGCCUAUGCCGCUUCGGUCUUGUGCACGAGCUGGUGCAUCAUAACCUGCAUCGCGGCACGCCACAGAGUCAAGAAGAGGUUCGCUCGCUCAUAUGUCUGGUGACGCGCGACAACCUGCCGGCCACCGAGCAACUGUGUACUCUACUCUCGCAGCGCAUUACACUCUCGCUGAUGGGACACGCGGCUUCGCAAGAUCAUAACAAUUCGGUGCGUCCUCUUGUGCUGCUGCUGGGGUCGUUAGUGAAGAUACCAGAUUCCGUGGAGUGCUGGGAAGUGAGGCUCCGUUGUAUUGUCAAGCUAUGGGUCUGGUGUUGCCCUCAACUGACCGAGGUGGCUGGUAUACCUCCGGCCGCCAAUGCCAUCCUAAAGGACGAAGUAUUAGCUGGUCUUCCCGGAAUCAACGCUUCAUCACCUAAUACACACCAGUUCGCACUGCAGCAGGUUGCUCUGCCUUGCCUCCGUUACAUGCAAGAACUGAUGGCCCCCGUUGUCACUACAACUUCUUCCAAUGAAGAAGCCAACAAGGAGACAAAAGAGGGUGGCGUCACGAGCGGUAUAGGAAGCGGCAGCGGCGGCGGUCUAGUCGUAGAGUUAGCCGCGUGGCUGGCGGGCCGCGUGCCGCAGCGGCACUGGCGCCGGCUGUCCGCGCCGCCGCAGUCGCCGCCCGCAGACCGCGAUCUACGUCUCGCAGCUAAAUACAGCGACAAGUGGAAGCGCAAGAUGAUGCUGUCGCACGGCAUGCGGCCGCUGUCGCUGGAGCCGGGCGGCUGGCUGCGGCCGGUGAUGUUCGACCCCAGCUCCCGCAUCGCGCGCGACACCGCCUGCCAGAUGGUCAAGUCGCUGUGCGACUCCUACGAGCGGACUAAGGCGGUAUUGAUAUUGCUGACGAGUUUCCUACCUGACGUUGGCAAGGCUGGGGAAGCUAGUGAACAAUUCUUACAACUGUACCAGACGUUGGCGUCUGAGACCCCAUGGAAGCAGUUCCUGGCGCUGCGCGGCGUGCUACAGCAGAUAGCUGACCUCAUGACGAAGGAGAUCGAGCAGUUGCAUCGCCUGGAGGAGUCCACUCUCACCUCCGAUCUCGCCCAAGGUUACGCUCUCAAACGUCUUACGGAGCUGCUAGCCAUGUUCCUAGAAGAGCCGGGCGCACGGCGCGCGUACAAGGGCCGGCUGGUCGGCGCGGUGCUCGGCGGAUAUCUAUCACUGCGACGACUUGUUGUACAGCGCACGAGACUUACUGAUGAUACGCAAGAGAAGUUGCUGGAGUUGUUGGAGGAGAUGACUACAGGCACGGAGACCGAGACGGCGGAGUUCAUGGCGGUGUGUAUCGAGACGGUGCAGAAGUAUCCCGUCCACGACCACCUCACACCCGUGUUCAUAUUCGAGCGGCUCUGCUCCAUCAUAUACCCGGAGGAGAACGAUGUGGGAGAGUUCUUCCUUACCCUCGAGAAGGAUCCACAGCAGGAGGACUUCUUACAGGGUCGCAUGCUGGGUAACCCGUACUCGUCGCUGGAGGCGGGCAUGGGACCGCUCAUGCGUGACGUCAAGAACAAGAUCUGCACGGACUGCGAGCUCGUCGCGCUGCUGGAAGACGACAACGGCAUGGAACUGCUCGUCUGCAAUAAGAUCAUGUCGCUAGACUUGCCCGUCAAGGAUGUUUAUAAGAAGGUGUGGUGCACAUCAGGCGAGAGUGUAGACGCGAUGCGUGUAGUAUACCGCAUACGCGGGCUGCACGGCGAUGCUACCGAGGAGUUUGUUGAGACGCUCAGCCAAACUAACGCUGAAGCCGUUGACGACGAACAGGUGUAUCGUAUGGCAAACGUGCUUGCUGAUUGUGGCGGUCUGGAGGUGAUGCUGCAGCGUCUAGCGGCAAUCGGGCGCGUGGCUUGCGCGCGUGCGCUGUGCUCGACUCUACUGCGGCUGCUGUCACUAUGCGCGCGCGUGCGGCGUUGCGUGAACGUGUUGACGCGUGCGCCGACUCGCGCGCUGCCGGUGCUGCUGCACGCGCUCAGCCUGGCCGCUGCUGAUGAACGCGACCAGCCAAGAGCACAUCUCGUGUAUCAACUUCUCGAGAUCAUGGAGCGCAUACUGUCAGUGGCGGCGAGCGAGAGCCUGGAGUCGUUCCUGCAGUUCUCGCUGACGUUCGGCGGUCCCGAGCACGUGCAAGCGCUGCUUAACUGCACCGAGCUGCCGGGUGUGCGAAACAAUUCAGUAGCGCUAGGCCAUUUGACGCGCGUCCUCGCUGCUCUAGUAUACGGGAACGAUCUCAAGAUGGCGAUGCUGGUGGACCACUUCAAGCCAGUGCUGGACUUUGAUCGACUAGACUCCGAGCAAUGGACCGAAGAAGAGUUCCGCAUGGAGCUGUUCUGUGUCCUCUGCGCUAAUAUCGAGAGGAACUCCAUAGGAGGCACCCUCAAGGAUUAUCUGAUAUCCCUUGGCGUCGUCAAAGACGCUUUGGAGUACAUUGUGAAACAUGCGCCAUGCGUUAAGCCCACGCUGGUGUGCACGGACUCUGACGAGCUGAAGGAGUUCAUUAGCCGGCCGGCGCUCAAGUACAUACUGCGCUUCCUCACCGGCCUAGCCGCUGACCACGAGCCCACACAGAUGCUAGUAUGCGAGAAGGUGAUACCGAUAGUGCACCGUCUCGAGCAGGUGUCGUCCGGCGAACACGUGGGCUCGCUGGCCGAGAACCUGCUGGAGGCGCUGCGCUCGCAGCCGCAGUGCGCCGCCAAGGUGCAGCAAGUGCGAGACUUCACCAGACAGGAGAAGAAGCGUCUCGCGAUGGCGGUGCGCGAGCGUCAACUGGGCGCGCUGGGCAUGCGCAGCAACGAGCGCGGGCAGGUGACGGCGCAGUGCUCCCUCACCUCGCAGGUCGCCGAGCUCGCCGAGGAGGCGGGCGCCGUGUGCUGCAUAUGCCGGGAGGGAUACAAGUACCAGCCUACUAAGGUGCUGGGCAUCUACACGUUCACCAAGCGCUGCCCGGUGGAGGAGUUCGAGGUGCGCGCACGCAAGACGCUCGGCUACACGACGGUGUCGCACUACAACGUCGUGCACGUCGAGUGUCACAUGGCCGCUGUUAGACUGGCGCGUGCUAGGGACGAGUGGGAAAGCGCGGCGCUGCAGAACGCGUCGACUCGCUGCAACGGUCUGCUGCCGCUGUGGGGGCCGCACGUGCCCGAGUCCGCGUACGCCAGCUGUCUCGCUCGACACACCACCUAUCUGCAGGAGUGCACCGGGCACCGCGACAUCGGUCAUGCGUGCACGCUGCACGACCUCAAGCUGCUGCUGGUGCGGUUUGCGCGCGGCCGCACCUUCCACGACGACACCGGCGGCGGCGGCCCGCUCUCCAACAUGCAGCUCGUGCCCGCGCUCGCCCACAUGGCGCUCUACGUCAUCAACACAACGCGCGUGGCCGGUCGCGAGGCGUCGGCGCUGGAGACGUUCAUGGGUUGGUCGCCGGCGCGCGUGCUGGAGGGCGCGCACGACGCCGACGGCCCGCUCUACUACCUCACGCUGAUGCUGCUGCUGUACCCGCAUCACAAAUGGCGCUCGGUUCGCGUGGAGAUGCUCAAGCGCAUGUUGCUGACGGCGCACGCGCGGGCCGUGUCGCCGGGCGCGCCGCUCCGCGCGCUCGCCGCCGACCAACGCGCCGUCCGCGCCUGGGCGGACUACAAGCCCUACGCCGUAUUCGUGGCGCUCAUACACCUGCUCUACACGGUCAUGUUCAAGAACGUGACAGCCGCAACAGUCGAGCUGUGGCCGGUGAAGCUGGCGGAGUACAUUCGUCACAACGACGAGGCGAACGCGAAAGCGGCCGAGAAGGUGGUCGCCGCGCUGACCGACGAGAUCCUGCCGUGUGCGUCCUUUGCCGAGUUCUGCGACGCCGCCGACCUGCUGGGGGAGAUCCCACAGCCGGACGAGUUCCUGGCGUCGCUGCUGCAGGCGCAACCCUGAGACGCAGCUCCGCCGUCGUGUCUUGGCUGCAUGGCCUGCUGAAAUAUGUUGUUUAACCCUAUUAUAACCGUUCGCAAGUUUCAAUUAAUAUUCAAAUGUUUGGUAUUUAUUUUUUCGCACUCUGUAGCCGCUUUCACGAUUAAUAUAGUUUUCGCUUUA